This is a messenger RNA of Ostrea edulis (European flat oyster), 1544 nucleotides long. RefSeq lists its product as uncharacterized. Lineage: Eukaryota; Metazoa; Mollusca; Bivalvia; Ostreida; Ostreidae. The transcript has 5 exons. Bases 9 to 833 code for a protein of 274 amino acids. The record is from RefSeq and is a predicted model, not a curated record.
GGGUGGAGAUGGCUCAUACAAAACUGGGAUAUGACUGUGUACUCAUUGUAAUAUUACAUGUAAUGUGUGUAGUGGAAUCACUCGCAGUCAAUGUUGGAAACAUAACAUAUGAGUUUGGACGGGACUGCAAUGUUUCAUUGGAACGAGUAACUGAAGAUCUUCAGAUUUUCGUGGAGUACCAUGGAAAAAGUGUUAAAUUUUCGUGCGCUGAAUUUUCAUUCCAAGGAGAAGGAAAAGAGAUUGCGGAUGAAUAUGAGUUUUGUGUGACGCCUGAGUAUUUUAGAGAUCCAAAGUGUGCUGUGAGAUUGGAUUAUAAAUCUUCAGAUGGUAGCGGAAGUUUACGGAGCGUGACUUGCGCUGAUAAUUUCGACUCAAUAUACUGUGGUUCGCAGGGUGAAAAUCUCUACAUAAGAAUUCAGGCACGUAAUGGAAAAUCCACAACGGAUGCCAGGUUUAGACUGCUGAUUAAAAUACGAAAGCCACUUGAUUUUGGAGGAUUAAUAGCUCUUGUUAUUGUCUCGUGUUUGAUUGGGAGCUUGAUAGUGAUCUCACUGCUGAUUGGUUUGUUGUGUUGGUGUGUAAGCAGGAGAAAGCCAACACAGGGAAGGGUUUUUAACCGAAACCAAGCAAACCAAACAAAUCUAGCAGUUUACCCGUAUGCACAAUCAACAGGCAACAAUUAUUCUGCUUUUCCGACAACAAACUAUCCGACACAGCCUGCUACUGGAUACUCUACUCCGCCUACAUUCCUAUCAUCACAAACAACCGGUCCGCAACAGAUAGAAAAGCAAGCAUCGGCUCCCCCUCCAUGUUAUGAUGAAGUGAUCAGCUGAUUUUACUUGUGAUUCCAUACAUUGUUAUUCUGACAAAAUGAAACUCAAAUAUCAUUUUCCAUGUUUUAUUGCUAGGAUUUGUUGUUGGAUUUCACUUCUAUAAAGUUAUAUUACUCUAUCAUUUUUACAACAAUCUAACAAUUACUGUUGCAAUAUCAUAUACUCCCUUUUAUUUUUUUAUUUGUUUCUUUUGUGUCUCGUUCAAUAAUUUUAUUUUCACUUCCGAGUAUACUGAGGCGUUGUCAGCUCUAGGUGACUACAUAUUUUGACAUGCGUUCUCUCAAGGCCAUAGGAGUAAAGAUUCUUUAUUAUUUCAUUAUCCGUCAUUAAGGUGUCAUAUCCGAGAGAAUCAUCCAUGUGCAUGCAUUAUUUAUUUGUAUGUUAAUUGCUAAUGAUUUCGUGAUUAGUGUUGUAAUAUAUAAUAUGAUAGCGUAUAUCGGGUGUUCUUUCGCGUCAUGUUUUUUUUCGGGAAUCAGAACCCAAAAUAGUGUAUUAAAUUUACGCGAAUUAAAUUUUCACUAAUUCAAAGUCAAAGUGAAAAUUUACACUGAAGGAUUAUUGAUUGAUUGAUUGGAUGAAUACUGUUUAACGUCCCUCUCGAAUGAUUAUUGAAAUUUGCAAUCAGGACAGUAAACAAUUACAGCAGCAGUAUCAAAAGGUGACGAUAACGAACAGAUAUCAAUCUCAUAAUUCCUAUACGAAAUAAAAAAA